Molecule: messenger RNA, 3869 nt
Organism: Pseudocercospora fijiensis CIRAD86
Lineage: Eukaryota; Fungi; Ascomycota; Dothideomycetes; Mycosphaerellales; Mycosphaerellaceae
Exons: 1
Coding region: 85-3738 (1217 amino acids)
Source: RefSeq, a predicted model, not a curated record
CCAUGCCAGCAAAGCUCCGUCCGCGAAUGCAACCCCGUCACCCGACCGUAGUAGCGUAAGAGCGCUCGCUGGGCCUGGCUGGCCAUGUCCAGCAACGACAACGACCCGUCCGACCCCAUAGCAGCAGCAGCAGCAAAGGCAUCGCCCGCUGCUGAUGUCAGCUUUGCCGCAAUUGGCGAUGGGCAGAAUCACCAGAAUCAGAAUCAGUAUGGACACGGAAAUGCACACGGCCAUGGACACGCCGAGUCAAGCUCGCAGGCCGAGUCGAGGAGCUCAAGCGCAAAGAGAAGCAGUCACAGCAUCAGCGACAGAUUGGCCCGAGUUGCGGAUAAGGCUACUGAGAAGAGAUCGCAAGGAAACGAAACGCCCCACAAGGCAGGAAACACAGCUCAUAACGGCACACCGCAUCGAUCGAGAAAGAGUGGCGGCUUCUUGCUCGAGACAGUGCUUGGCAAUGGCCAUCUGCGACGAGCAGACACCUCGGCGAAGAAGGGCAAGGGCAGCGAACAGAAUGGCAACGUCCAGCUAGAUCAUAGCAGAUACACCCGAAGUCGUGCCUCUGGAGAGUCCUCCCAACGAAGCUCGCCUCUUUCGAAAGAUGUGUCCGUGGAAGGUGGCAGCAAUGCUGGAUCUAGCACGGGUCAGAACCCAAUACCAGGCGCCAUGGAUCCGGCGCAGUUGGUGCAGAUGGCACUGAACUUGAGCGAGAGUCGCAAGCGGCAUGCGAGUAGCACUCUUCCCCUGCCCAUCUCUCCUGCUGGCGGCGGCAGACGUGUUGUGUCCGCACUGGACUCUGGAUAUGGCACUCUUCAACCAGCGUCGUGUAGCGGGAGGCGGAGUCGUCUCAGCGAUGGCAUGGCGGAUACUUCUUCUCCGUACCAGCGACAUGGCACUCUCCAUGAUGGGCCCGGUGAUCUGGGAGCAAUGACUUCUGACAAUGUGAUGUAUUCUUUUUCACCAGCGACAUUGUCGCGAGCAGAGAACGCGAGGCGGUAUUUUGAGCUUGCCGCAGAGCAUAGACGAUUGUUGGAUUACCUGCCUCCCUUGAAGCUCGAUGCAACCGCACCUGGCAAUUACACAAUGCAGGCGACGAGCAGUCCUGGAAGUGCUCACUAUCAAAUGACCCGCGUGGCAUCCUAUUCGAACAACAAGCACAGACUGGGCCGAGCAUACAACCCCCUGCAAGCAUUACGAAAUAGACGUCUUCGAAACAUAUCCCGGCGACCUCUUACAGCACCGCCAGAUACCUGGCAGGAGACUGAUCGCAUUAAGCGAUGGAUUGACCGAGUCGAGGUUGCUUCUCAAGAUGCCUCGUAUCGCCCGGGAAAUGAUCAAGUACGACUACCUGCCUUCUCGGGUGAGCUAGAGUCCAGCCCAGCUAUUGCCGGUAGACCAGACAUAGCCCAUCGCCAUCGUAGGACGGACACGGCCACCUCUGUAAUCACAAGGCCAGAGAAUGGCUGGACAAUUGAACCCGCGGAAUUGCUUGCAGAUACCUACUGGACCGAACGAGACGACAACAAAACCGUCAUCGAAGACAGGCACGGAAACCGCAUCUUCCCCAGCAGAGUCCGACCGAGCGUAGAAAUGCCACGAAAGAGCAAGGAGUCGGAGCGGGUCUUCGACCUGGGAACAGACCGAGAUAGGCAGAACCGUGUUGAAGAACCUGAAGCUGAGGAUAAGAAGCGGAAGAAGCAUAAGCACACGCUACCAAUACCGGGACGUCUGCGACGAAACCAUAGCAGUCGAUCAAGUAGUGUAUCUACGGCAUCUAGCGAGGAAGGCCGCAAACCGCCACCGCUAAGAUUCGGCGAUGAUCAAGGCGGUGACGAGAAUGUAGGUCCGCUUGAACGGCACAUGCGGAGCAUGAUUGCGAAUGAGGAGCGAGGGGAGAUGCCAUCACCUGAGCUUGUGUCGCCAGACUAUUGGGAUUCGAAGCACACGCCAUUCCCCAAUUAUCGCGCAAGCAUGGAUCGAGGCCACCGUCAGUCUGUUGCCCACGGCAAGCUAUCUGUGGAAAUGUCGCAGGGUCAUCCGCGUUCGAGGUCCACCGAAGGAAGAUUGACCUCUAUCGACCACGGGCCCUCUUCAAUGGACGAACUAGUCUCUGGUAGUCCGGCGUCUCCAGUGAUCCCAGGAUUCGUCCAAACGAUGGAUUCAGGGAUCUCCUCAAGAGAUGCCAAACGGAACUCGACUUCGCAGCAGAAAUCAAAGGGAUUAAAGCUUCCCUCAUUACGAUCUCGUAGCAAGGAGCGGAACAAUAUCGAACGCACAGACUUCGCCAUGAACUAUGGACCACAGCUUUCUCCCGUCAUGAGUGAAAAUACAACCUUCGAGUUCCCGCCUCGAUCCAGUCUCGACUCAGCACGACCUGCUCCCUUCAGGCGGCUCAAGACAGCGGAUAGCAAUGCAAGUAGCUUGAAGCGCACCGAUACUACCACGACGGCCGCGGACUCUUCUGCCAAAGACUCUUCUACGACAUCUUUUGGACGUCGUUUCCUUAAAGGUGGUAGAGUAGGCGAGUUGGUACGCAAUGAGUCCUCGCGAUUCGGCGACCGAUUCAGAAGUCGUGAAGGUGUCAAUCAAGAGAUGUCCAAUGUGCCUUCGGACAUGUCAGACGCAGAUGACGACAUGACAUUCAAACGCCGACACACUGGUGAUGAAGUCGACACAGACAGCCAGAUCAGUCCUCGUGCAUCGUUUGAACGUGAUCGACAGCGGCCAAGAUAUUUCACUUCGAAUCUCCCCUCUUUCAAAUCACCUGCGGGACGUGGCAGUCGACCUGCACAGACUCCCUUAUCCGAAGACAGUGAUCCCUUUGAAAAGCUUCGACCAAUGCCAGCACGGAAAGGCCAUUCUAAACGACCAGUACCACCGCUUAUUCAGCUUCCCGAUGAUGGCAAUGCCUCUGAGCCCGAGAUGUCACCGGACAAGUCUCGAAACUAUCUGGGCAUUAGUCAAUGCGAGCGUCGUACGUCCGUGUCUCAGAAUAAUCUCACGAGGAUCAACACAGCGGAGACCACCUCCACUGUGCCAGCGAGGAGAGUUGGAGACAUGCCAAUGUCUGGUUUGGCACACGUAGACGCCAAACGACAUUGGAGUAUCUCUGACCAUGGACACCCGGAGAAGGCCAAUAAGGUCACUGCGCGUGACAUUGCACGGGUUCGCGCGCUUCUUCUUGCCUCCGGUAUCAAGGCGCACGAAAUUCACAAGAUUGGAAGUGCCACUCGAGAGAGACCUCUACCCCUGAUUGCCAAAGCUUAUCAAUCGGCGGGAAAAGAGAUUCAGAAUGUUCCACGCUGCCAAGAGCACCUAGUCGCAGCACGCAUGCUCUCUCAGACGCUCGACGAAUCGACUCAAGCAUUCGAAAAGACGCUGCGCCGCUUCCAGUCCGACACUGCCAAGAAACUCAGCACACGUUUAGAGGACCUCUCACAUAGGGCAGCCGAUCAGCUCACCAAACUGGUGCACGAAACAUCGGAUGAGGCCGACGCAUUCAACGUCGAGCUUACGACGAAGCUGCCCCAAGACGUGAAACGAGUAGACGAUGCCGUCGAAGAUAUGUUCAGGCAACGAAGGCGACAAUUCAGACUUAUCAUCAACACCGGAUUCAAGCUUCUAGAAUGGCUACUUUUGGGUAUCAUGUGGUGGGUCUGGUUCGUCGUGGUCGUCUUCAACACUUUUCGAAGGAUUUUGGUGGGCAUUAUCGGAGUGCUCAAGUGGUUGUUCUCUUUCUAGACUGUUUCUUCUUUGCUUUUGUGUUGAAAUGACUUUUUUUGAUACUUCUCGAGAUACCCUGAUGGUUUUGGGCGUAGACUGGAUAAACAACACCAGAAGAGAAUUGGAACUCACGGAUCGAGCUGUGAUAG